AUGAGCGUUGAAGGUGCAUCAUUGAAAGAGCAAUUGCUAGACGCCUCCAGAAGAAACAAUGUCGACUUAUUAGAGCAGGCGUUCAAUGAUCUGGAUAAUGAUCCUAAGAAAAUUGCCGAUCUGAUUAACACAGCUAAAGAUCCCUUAGGAAAUACAGCAUUACACCUCGCUAGUAAGUAUGGAUCUUGGGAAGUCCUAGAUAAGAUUUUGGAUCUAGAUGGUGAUAUUGAAAUUGAUCCUCAAAACGAUAUUGAUGGAGAUACACCGUUGCACGAAGCAGUAAGAUAUGCUAAAGAGGAGCCUGAACACGGAACAUUUAUAGCUCAGAAUUUGAUUGAAGUGGGAGCUGAUGCUAGAAUUGCCAAUAAGCAUAACCAGAAGCCAGUGGACCUUAUUCACGGUGAUGAACUAGAUGACUUGGUCGACUUACUCCAAGGUGCAGAGUUAGCUGCCGAUACUGGGGUUGUUGGAGAAACUGAAGACGAAGUGGAAGGAGAGGUGGUAGAAGAUGAUGAUGAUUCCGCUGAUGAUGUUGACAUAGAUGUUAAAGCAGUUGAAUAA
Molecule: messenger RNA, 561 nt
Organism: Naumovozyma castellii
Lineage: Eukaryota; Fungi; Ascomycota; Saccharomycetes; Saccharomycetales; Saccharomycetaceae
Gene: ANK1
Product: ankyrin repeat-containing protein ANK1
Exons: 1
Coding region: 1-561 (186 amino acids)
Source: RefSeq, a predicted model, not a curated record